AUGGCAUCCACUCAGACCGACUCUCACAUCGUCCGACCACAAGGUGUGCACACGCAUACCGUCAUAAUGCUCCAUGGCCGGGACAGCGAGGCAGCAGAAUUUGCCGACGAGUUCUUUGAGAGCCAGGCCUCUGACGAACGUACGCUUCCGCAAAUCUUCCCAGGCUUCAAAUGGGUGUUUCCUUCAUCCGGCACCUGCUUGUCGGAACGAUUCGAUGUCCAGAUGUCCCAGUGGUUCGACAUGUGGGCUACCGAGAACCCGAAUGAAAAAGAGGAUGAGUUCUCAAAGGAGGGUUUCGAUAUCGCCGUCCCAAAAAUCCUCAGUAUCCUGGAAGAAGAAGCAAAAAUCAUCUCACCUCACAACAUUUUCCUUGGAGGCAUCAGUCAGGGUGGUGCCGUCGCUAUCCACACUCUGCUUCGUAGCGAACCACCCAUUGCCGGGUUUCUUGGAUUCUGUACGUGGCUGCCUUUCCAAGCCGAGGCGCUCAAGUUACUACAACAUAAACAGCAAGCAUUCAAGACACCGAUGUUUCUUGCUCAUGCUGAGGACGAUGAAGUCAUUGCUAUCACCAACGGCGUGAAACUCUGCCACACCCUACAGACCAGUGGACUGUCUGUGAGCUUGAGAAGAUAUGAAGAGGGAGGUCACUGGUUCAACGAACCUCAGGGCAUUGAUGACAUGGUCAAAUUCAUCCGGCAAUGUAUGUAG
Molecule: messenger RNA, 708 nt
Organism: Aureobasidium musti
Lineage: Eukaryota; Fungi; Ascomycota; Dothideomycetes; Dothideales; Saccotheciaceae
Source: the annotation of a GenBank genome assembly